UAACGCUGUUCCUUAGCUACCUACCUGAGGACAGGCUGGCGGUUGACGUAACUGUCACAGACUGAAAAUGUCUCACAAUGAUGAGGGAUAUGUGGUGCGGAUUCGAGGUUUACCAUGGUCAUGCACACAAGAAGAAGUUGCCUCCUUUUUCUCUGAUUGUGACAUUGUAGGAAAAGUGAACGGGGUAUGUUUCACUUACUCCAAAGAGGGAAGGCCUAGUGGAGAGGCCUUUGUCGAGCUGAAAACGGCAGAGGAUUUUAAGAAUGCGUUGGCUAAGGACCGCAAAUACAUGGGCCAUCGGUAUAUUGAAGUGUUCAAGUCCAACCGCAGCGAGAUGGACUGGGUCCUGAAGCGCUGCGGGCCCACCGACUACGACAGCAGCAGUGGUUGCACGCUGCGCCUGCGAGGCCUGCCCUUUGGCUGCAGCAAGGAGGAGAUUGUGCAGUUCUUCGCAGGGUUGAAAAUCGUUCCAAAUGGGAUAACAUUGCCGAUGGACUACCAGGGGAGGAGCACAGGGGAAGCCUUCGUGCAGUUUGCCUCAAAGGAGAUAGCAGAAAAGGCUCUGGGGAAACACAAGGAAAGAAUAGGGCACAGGUACAUCGAGAUAUUCAAGAGCAGCCGCAAUGAGAUCCGGGCGUACUAUGAGGUGCCCCGGAGGAUGAUGGGACAGCGUCCGGGCCCGUACGAUCGCCCCAUAAUGGGUCGCGGUGGGUUCUUUGGUCCCGGCCCAGGGAGAGGUGGAGCAGUUCUGGACCAGAUGCGUAGUGGCGGUGGCUACAGUGGUGGAUAUGGAGGCUUUGACAACUAUAAUGGCUUCAACAACUACUGCUUUGGCAAUGGCAUGUUUGAGGAGCGAGGAAGGGGAGAUCGAAGCAGAGCCAGCAGCAGCAGCCAUGGCUACGGCGGAGGGGGCGACUCUGGUUCCAGCUUUCACAGCGGACACUUUGUGCACAUGAGGGGCCUUCCAUUCCGAGCCACUGAGGCCGACAUCGCCAACUUCUUUGCGCCCCUUCAUCCCUUGCGCGUGCGCAUCGACGUGGGCCCCAACGGCAAGUCUACAGGAGAGGCCGAUGUGGAGUUCGCGUCGCACGAGGAUGCCGUGUCAGCGAUGUCAAAGGACAAGAAUCACAUGCAUCUAUUGACAGCGCAGUGCGUGGACAUGUGUGGACAGAACAUGGCUGUAGUGGUUGCUAGAUGUUUAAGGGCAACAUUGCAUGAGGAAAUGAAACAGGAAAGUUUUGCCGCAUUCAUCCCAAAUUUAAUCAGGAAUUUGGUGUAGGAUUAUAUAAUGUAGCAAGUGAACUCUGUGGAAUAUCCAGUAUGGACAGGUGCAAUAAAAAAUGAAAGUGGGAUCAUGUUUACAAUGUAUUUUUGACACUGCAGUAAUAAUGUAGCGUUGUAGUGUACAAUGUAGUGUUUUAGUUGUAUGGCCAUUUGUAAUAAGUAAGUAAGUACUAAGGGUUUACUUAAUGGCCAUUUCAAUUAAGGGUUACUUUUCUC
Messenger RNA from Sardina pilchardus (European sardine), 1500 nucleotides. It is a transcript of the gene hnrnph3, whose product is annotated as heterogeneous nuclear ribonucleoprotein H3 (2H9). Lineage: Eukaryota; Metazoa; Chordata; Actinopteri; Clupeiformes; Clupeidae. Gene Ontology annotation, cellular component: ribonucleoprotein complex. The record is from RefSeq and is a predicted model, not a curated record. The transcript is spliced from 10 exons. Gene Ontology annotation, molecular function: RNA binding. Bases 68 to 1279 code for a protein of 403 amino acids.